This is a messenger RNA of Nymphalis io (European peacock), 2396 nucleotides long. Its product is annotated as asparagine--tRNA ligase, cytoplasmic-like. The record is from RefSeq and is a predicted model, not a curated record. The coding region runs from base 135 to 1799 and encodes 554 amino acids. Gene Ontology annotation, cellular component: cytoplasm. The transcript has 10 exons. Gene Ontology annotation, molecular function: nucleic acid binding; asparagine-tRNA ligase activity; ATP binding. Gene Ontology annotation, biological process: asparaginyl-tRNA aminoacylation. NCBI's taxonomy places the organism in Eukaryota, Metazoa, Arthropoda, Insecta, Lepidoptera, Nymphalidae.
CGUUUAACGUCAAAGUCGAAACUCAAAACGUAGUGGUUAAUGGCUAGCCUACUUUACAUUUUAUAAAAAUUUGUUACAAAGUGGUUAGUAGUUACUUUUUGCUUCAAUUAAUUAGUAAUUUUCAGUUUUAAAUCAUGGCUGAAAUAGAAAAAUUAACGAUAGGAGAAAUUUAUACUUCCGAAAAGACUGGCAGUGAUAGUACUGGAGAGGGCUCAGCAGAAAAACCAUUUAAAACAAUCUUACAAGCCAUGCGAUACGCUGGCAAGGAACCGUUUCCGACUAUAUACGUGGACUCCAAAGAGGAAGGCAAACAGUACGACGUAGCUGCGAAAUCGCAGUUAAAAAAAAUUACCAAGAUAUGGAGUCGGGAGUGUUACAAGGCUGUUGAAAAAGUGAAGGUGGACGAAGAAAAUGUUGAGAAGAGGCAGCAAAAUUUGGACGAAGCUAAGAAAAUUGUUUUAAAAGAGGAUCCUUCGUUGCCAAAAGCCAAGACGGUGAAAAUACUUCAUUCGGCUGAACAUCGAGGGGAGAGAAUAUGUGUGCGUGGUUGGGUCCAUCGUCUACGUCGUCAAGGAAAAGCAUUAGCUUUUCUUACAUUGCGGGAUGGUACUGGAUACAUGCAAUGCGUCUUACAUGGCAUUCUCUGUCAGACAUAUAAUGCUUUAGUUUUGUCAACUGAGUCAUCUGUCAUUUUAUAUGGAAAACUAGAAGUUGUUCCUGAAGGCAAAUCAGCACCGGGAGGUCAUGAACUGACAGUAGAUUACUGGGAGCUAGUCGGCCUGGCUCCGCCUGGUGGGGCAGAUGCUAUAUUGAACGAAGACGCUCUGCCCGACGUCCAGCUCGAUAACAGACACAUAAUACUGCGCGGCGAGAACACGACGAAGGUGCUCCGCGCGCGCGCGCAGGUGACGCGCGCCUUCCGCGAGCACUUCGCGAGCCGCCUGUACACCGAGGUCACGCCGCCCACGCUCGUGCAGACGCAGUGCGAGGGCGGCUCCACGCUCUUCAAGUUUGACUACUUCGGCGAGCAGGCGUACCUGACGCAGAGCUCGCAGCUGUACCUGGAGACGUGCCUGGCGGCGCUGGGCGACGUGUACUGCGUGGCGCAGUCCUACCGCGCCGAGACCUCGCGCACGCGCCGACACCUCGCCGAGUACAGCCACGUGGAGGCGGAGUGCCCCUUCAUCGAUUUUGACGAGUUGCUGGAUAGGAUCGAGGAUCUCGUCGUCGACGUCGUCGAUAGGGUCCUGGAGUCGCCCGAGGGACAUUUGGUGUAUGAACUUAACCCCAAUUUUAAGAAACCCGUUAAGCCUUUUAAACGUAUGACGUACGCAGAAGCCAUUGAAUAUCUGCGUGCUAACAACAUUACUAAGGAUGACCAAACGUUCUAUGAAUUUGGAGAAGACAUUCCAGAAGGUCCUGAACGUAAGAUGACAGAUGCCAUCGGGGUGCCAAUACUUCUCUGCAAGUUUCCUGCAGAGAUUAAAUCAUUCUACAUGCUCCGAUGUGAAGAUGACAAGCGUCUAACUGAAUCAGUUGAUCUCCUGAUGCCAGGUGUUGGGGAAAUUGUAGGGGGGUCGAUGAGGAUGUGGGACCAUGAGGAAUUGAUGGAAGGCUACAAGCGCGAGGGCAUCGACCCCCGGCCGUACUACUGGUACACGGACCAGCGCAAGUUCGGCUCCGUGCCGCACGGCGGCUACGGGCUGGGCCUGGAGCGCUUCCUGUGCUGGCUGCUCAACCGCUACCACAUCCGGGAGGUGUGCCUCUACCCACGCUUCUUGGAGAGAUGCACGCCUUAGACGACCUCAUUUUGUUAUCCAUAUUGAAGAAUUAUUAUUUAAUUUUCUUUUAUUUAAAAUAAUCAUUUUUUUUUUAUAAAUAUUUAAUAUCAACUCUAUUUGUUACGUCAUCAUGACUAAACCAUUGAACCGAUUAUAAAUACAUUUUCUUUAGGGGCCUUGAACCUGAAUAAGGAUGUGUAUGCAUAAUAGAGAAAUUUAACCCUUAUAUGGCCAUGGGGUCGACUUUGACCCUCUUCUAAAAACUACUUUCAGAACUGAAUACUACAUUACUAUUGCAGAUCUUAGUUUAAGGUCCUGUAGAAAUGAAUGAAAUGCAGAAAAAGUCCUGGGUAGUUCAUAUAUGGGUUAAAUUUCACAUGGAAAGUCGCGGGGUACAACUGGUAUGUUAUAAUUUACUUUGUUGAUAAAUUAUUUAGUUGUGACUUGGUCCCUUAUUGUCUUAAAAAUUAGAGUCGAAUCUUACAGUUGAUGUUUUAUCAAGUUAAAUUUAAGUUUAAUUUUUUUUUAUACCGAUUUGUAAUGCAUUUUUUGUUAUUCCAGAAAAUAACGUCAUUGAAUUUUUUUAUGUUUAAUCUUACGAUUGCAUUUACUUUG